Messenger RNA from Myripristis murdjan (pinecone soldierfish), 1068 nucleotides. Its product is annotated as claudin-4-like. Gene Ontology annotation, cellular component: membrane; bicellular tight junction. Lineage: Eukaryota; Metazoa; Chordata; Actinopteri; Holocentriformes; Holocentridae. The coding region runs from base 77 to 706 and encodes 209 amino acids. The record is from RefSeq and is a predicted model, not a curated record. The transcript has a single exon. Gene Ontology annotation, molecular function: structural molecule activity.
GCUGAUUCUGAGACCUUCAGCUUCAUUUUUGCUUCUUUACUACUGCAACCACAAGUGACCAAAACAAGACUUCAACAUGGUGUCAAUGGGACGACAGAUGCUGGGCUUUGCCUUGGCCACCAUUGGCUUCCUGGGGACUAUCAUUGUGUGUGCUCUGCCCAUGUGGAAAGUCACAGCCUUCAUUGGGGCCAACAUUGUGGCAGCCCAAGUCAUCUGGGAAGGUUUGUGGAUGAACUGCGUGGUACAGAGUACAGGCCAGAUGCACUGCAAGAUCUAUGACCCUGUGCUGGCACUGCCCCAAGACCUGCAGGCUGCCCGAGCUCUGGUAGUCAUCGCAAUCAUAGUGUCCGCCUUUGGGAUUCUCCUGGGCAUCGCUGGGGGCAAGUGUACCAACUUUGUGGAGGAAGAGCGCGCCAAAGCCAGGGUGGCCAUCGCAGCUGGAAUCAUCUUCAUCUGUGCUGGUGUCCUCAUCCUCAUCCCUGUCUGCUGUGCAGCCAACACAAUCAGCAGGGACUUCAACAAUCCCAUCCUCACCAACACCCAGAGAAGGGAGCUGGGAGCGGCGCUGUACAUCGGCUGGGGCACUGCAGGCCUUCUCAUCUUGGGUGGCGGCCUCCUCUGCAGCUCCUGCCCGCCCAAAGACGACGACUACCCGGUCAAGUACUCCCAGCCCAAGUCUGCAGUCAGCAGCCGAGCCUAUGUUUGAGAGGCAAAUUCUUCUGAAAAAGAUUGUAAAUUAUUUUACUCUGUCCAAGGUAAUCGUUCUGCAUUGUGAGCCUCAGAGAGUGCCAUGAAUUGGUGAAAUUAUGUCUCAUUUUUUGAAAGUGACACAAUGAGAAGCUUGUAUCAAAUCUAACCUUUUCCUGUGCAUGAAGCCAAUCUAAGCUGUGUAAGGAUAUUCACUGUCAGGAAGAACUAUGAUGGAAGGAAAUUUGCACAGUUUGUGAUGUGCAAACUAUUUCCAUAUUAGUUGAGCAUUUUAUGAGCAUCUGUAUUCAUUUGCAAUAUCAGAAGAUUGUUUUUAUUUACCAAUGCCAGUGAUUUGUAAUAAAAGAUUCACUAAACUGA